CGCUGCCCUGUGUGACCCUUACUCACUCUUCUUCCCCUUUGGGCUUCGGCUUACUCAUUUGCAAAGCGGGGAGAAUCGUUUCUGAUCGAUUGACGGCUUCAUUCAUUCCCGGUGCUUUUCUAGGUUGUGUUUGCUAGAGAUGCCUAGACCGCGCCUACCCGGGAGGGGUUCGCCGUCUAGUAAGAAAAUCCCCACCGUCCUGGUGAGGAGGCCCCAGUGCAAUUAGAAUUUGGGCGUUGUUACAAACAAACAAACAACGGGAAAAACCAACCAGCUGGCCAACCUGCUUUACAGAGGAGAGAUGUUAAUUUGAACAUAUAAAAUUUAGACUUUAACUCAGAUCGAGGAAUACGAAUUCUCUUGGGUGCUUUAGAAGGAAUAUGCAUUCUUGGCUCAUAUAUUGCACAAUUGCCGUGACAACUUAAAUCCAGAAAAAUUUACAACGUGCAUUCACCGUUCUUUGAUACGUGAUCUUUUUAGCCAAAUGACUUAAUCAGAUAGGUGUAGUAUUCUCAUUUUUUACUAAUGAGUCAUGUGCAUUCACAGCCCCAUCAGAGGUGAUUUUUACAGUCCGCUGAGUUAAUCAGAGCAGGUGCUGUGUUCUCAUUUGACUAACAGGGAAAGACGGGUAGAGGCUAAGUGACUUACCCAGGCUCUCACUGUCAUAAAGUGACUCUGGAAUCCAGGCCUCAGGAUCCUUGCACCACUGCUCGUUUCACUACACUACAUUGCCUGAAUGUUUCCAUGUUUUUGGUCACUAUUUUGUGACCAAAAGGGAGUUCCACUGGAUCACGGGUGGAUAAUCAUGGAUGAAAACAGACGUUUAUCAACUCUCAGAUUGUUCUCUAAUAGUAUUGGUGUUUUCUCCUCUUUCUACCCUUGCCUUGAGUGAUUUUUAUCUGCACUCAAACUUGACCACCUUCACACUGACGAGUCCCAAAUCUGUAUCUUCUACCUCGUUUCUCCCAGCUUCAGACUUCUAGAUCCAGACCUCCACUGAUCAUUUGAAUAUCAACUUGGAUAUCCUCCGGGCAUCUCAAACUCACUCUCUCAAGAGCACACGCCACCUUUCUACACAAACGUGUACUACAAAUCUAAUGAUUGAAAACUUUAUUCAAUUAGUCGCCCAAGUACAGCCCUGGCUUGGUUUCUCCUCUCACCUCCUACAAGUGGGCAAGUGAGGUUUAUAGCCAAGGAGCAGGCUGAUGGUUGGUGGAUUGAAAGUUAGGUUUGUUGAAGGGUGGACAGUUGUGAAGGAAUAUGUUAGGUUGAGUAUGAGGAAAUCAAAGUAAACGGGAGACUUAGGAAGGCCUGUUUGUUAGGAUUCUUCUUGGCAUCCUUUGUCUUCAGAGAUGGUGUUCCUUUCUUCUGGGUUUAGGGAGUGUAUUUCAUAGAUGAGGGUUUUAUGACCGGUUUCAGGGAAGAAGGGUCAGGUGAGGAGGUCAGAAUGACCUUCCUGCUUCUGUCAUUUUCUCAGACUCCCUUAGCUUAAAAUAUUCAAUAUGCUAAGUUGCCACAUUUUGGGGUAGUAUGUCCUGAACCCUAUGACAUUCACCAGUAAGCUGUUGAAUGACUAUUAUGUGCUGUAUCUUAUUUUAAGCACUGGGGAUAUAGCAGUGACCAGAACAAAGUCCUUCCUCUUACAGAGUUGACAUUUCAGUGCGAUGAGGUCAUAAACAAAUUAGCAAAUAAGGAUCAUCAAAUGAUAAGUGCUGUGAAAAAGCAAAACAGACAAAUCCUUAGGAGAAGAUGACCGUGUUCUUUAAAACACUUAGAAAUCAUUGGAAGAAAACAACAGCUGGGAUCUGCCUGCUGACAUGGGGAGGCCAUUGGCUAUAUGGAAAACACUGCGACAACCUGCUAAGGAGAGCCGCCUGUCAAGAAGCUCAGGUGUUUGGCAAUCAGCUCAUUCCUCCCAACGCACAAGUGAAGAAGGCGACGGUUUUUCUCAAUCCUGCAGCUUGCAGAGGCAAAGCAAGGACUCUAUUUGAAAAAAAUGCUGCCCCGAUUUUACACUUAUCUGGCAUGGAUGUGACUGUUGUUAAGACCGAUUAUGAGGGCCAAGCCAGGAAACUCCUGGAACUGAUGGAAAACACAGAUGUAAUCAUCGUUGCGGGAGGAGAUGGGACAUUGCAGGAGGUUAUUACUGGAGUUCUUCGAAGAGCAGAUGAGGCUUCCUUCAGUAAAAUUCCCAUUGGAUUUAUCCCAUUGGGACAGACCAGUAGUUUGAGUCCUACCCUCUUUGCUGAAAGCGGAAACAGAGUCCAACAUAUUACAGAUGCCACCCUUGCCAUUGUGAAAGGAGAGACUGUUCCACUUGAUGUCUUGCAGAUCAAGGGUGAAAAGGAACAGCCCGUGUUCGCAGUGACUGGCCUUCGAUGGGGAUCCUUCAGAGACGCUGGCGUCAAAGUUAGCAAAUACUGGUAUCUUGGGCCUCUAAAAACCAAAGCAGCUCACUUCUUCAGCACUCUUAAGGAGUGGCCUCAGACACAUCAAGCGUCCAUCUCGUACACGGGACCUACAGAGAGACCUCCCAGUGCAGCAGAAGAGAACCCUCCUCGGCCCUCUUUGUACAGGAGAAUAUUACGCAGGCUCGCGUCCUACUGGGCGCAGCCGCAGGAUGCCCUUUCCCAAGAGGUGAGCCCCAAGGUCUGGAAAGAAGUGCAGCUGUCCACCAUCGAACUGUCCAUCACGACGCGGAACAGUCACCUUGACCUGACGAGCCAAGAAGACUUCAUGAACAUCUGCAUUGAGCCCGACACGGUCAGCAAAGGAGACUUCAUAACCAUAGGAAGCAGAAAGGUGCGGGACCCCGGGCUGCGUGUGGCCGGCACCGAGUGUCUCCAGGCCAGCCAGUGCACUCUGCUGCUUCCCGAGGGAACGGGGGGCUCUUUCAGCAUCGACAGCGAGGAGUACGAGGCGAUGCCUGUGGAGGUGAAGCUGCUCCCCAGGAAGCUGCGGUUCUUCUGCGAUCCCAGGAAGCGGGAACAGAUGCUGCCCAGCGCGGCCCCAUGAGCCACCAAGGUGGGGAGCCGGCCGCCCCCACGCUGCACUUUAGGCCUCCGAUGGGACCAGAAGCCUCCCCUGUCCCCGCAGUGUUGUCCCAGGAUCCCAGGGCACCUCCAUGGCAAGUACCCUGCCCUCGCAGUGCUUCCCCUACUCCGAGCUUCCCGCUAGCGCAUGCUCAGCCUUCGCUGCGCCCCUGCUCCCUCCUCCCGUGGUUUGGCCCAGGGGGUCCGGAGAGGCCCACCUGCGCAGGCUGGGACAGGGCUAAACCUCCUUGGGCCCCAUGCGUGCAGCCACAGUCCAGGCCUCCCUGGUCUCGCUCCUGGGACUUGAGGGGUGCGGGUGCCUGCCCUCUCCACUGCCGUCCUUUUUCUAGGCUUCUCCACGGGUGCUGCUACUUCCUGAGCUCAGAUUCGAAUUAAGCUUGUUUCAGGUCUACACUCAACCCAGCGGCCUGGGAGGGGUUUUGUCUUCAGCCUUCACUAGAAACUGUAAAAGGCCAGUUUGUAUUAUUUUUUAAAGUAGUGCUUAACUAUGGGUUUGCAUGAGAACCACCUGGGAUGCAUGUUAAAAACGGACAGGCUUGGGGCUCACCCCAAACCUGGUCACUCAGUCUGGGAGUGGAGCCCAGGAAUCUGCAUUUGUAAAAAGCAGGCACCCUCCCCCAGAUGCUUCUACUCCAAGAGGUCCCCCGACCUCACCUGUUCACCGUUGUAAAGCAUAACCCCCCACUAUUAUGCUUAUGCACCCCCAAGAGCAUUUUGAAAGAUCAUGUACCCCCUUCUAGAUAUCAACUUAAGAGUUGGCAAAGUUUGUGUUUCCUGCUGUCAUGUAAAUAUUAUUUUAAAAUAAAACUCAUAUCACUCUUUUAAAC
Messenger RNA from Enhydra lutris kenyoni (northern sea otter), 3880 nucleotides. Its product is annotated as acylglycerol kinase. Gene Ontology annotation, cellular component: mitochondrion; TIM22 mitochondrial import inner membrane insertion complex. Gene Ontology annotation, biological process: ceramide biosynthetic process; protein insertion into mitochondrial inner membrane. The record is from RefSeq and is a predicted model, not a curated record. The transcript is spliced from 16 exons. NCBI's taxonomy places the organism in Eukaryota, Metazoa, Chordata, Mammalia, Carnivora, Mustelidae. The coding region runs from base 1750 to 3015 and encodes 421 amino acids. Gene Ontology annotation, molecular function: ATP-dependent diacylglycerol kinase activity; ceramide kinase activity; acylglycerol kinase activity.